Molecule: messenger RNA, 2716 nt
Organism: Drosophila kikkawai
Lineage: Eukaryota; Metazoa; Arthropoda; Insecta; Diptera; Drosophilidae
Gene: lost
Product: methenyltetrahydrofolate synthase domain-containing protein lost
Cellular component (GO): cytoplasm
Source: RefSeq, a predicted model, not a curated record
GGUACACAGCUUAUAAACGCGACAAACGAUGGAAAAUCAAAGCAACGCAGCUCCCGCUGCCGCCGCCGAGACCGCGGAGAAUGGCGCAAACACCGCGCAGGAGGUGUCAUCGACAACUCAACCCAUAGAGCCCACAAAGCGCUCGCUGCGCGUGCAGACCUGGAAGAAGAUCCAAGAGGGCAAGGUCGGCAUUGGAUUUAACAACAUAUUCAACCGGAUUCCGGCGUUCCUCGAUGCCGAAAAGGCUGCUGCACUCCUGAUCAACGAGGAGGAGUUCAAGAAAGCACAGCACAUCAAGGUAAACAUCGAUCGCGCCUUGCACGACUUCAAGGAGCAGGCCCUGCUCGCCGACAAGUCGGUCUACUUGCCCAGCACUCGCGACUCUUCUGCGCUCUGCCUCAAGGUCGAUGUGCCUGCAGAUGCCACUGAGGAGCAAAAGAAGGAGGCUCUGCGCGUACAGGACAUCCAGAAGUUCCGUACGGAAAUUGGAUUGGACAGCGGGCUGAAGCUGGACAUUGUUGUGAUUGGCUCUGUAGUGGUGUCACGCGAUGGAUAUCGCAUCGGCCGCGGCAAUGGUUUUGCCGAUCUGGACAUCGGCCUGCUCAUUGAGCUGGGUGCUAUCACACCGCAGACAGUCAUUGCCACGAUAGUGCACGACCUGCAGGUGGUGGACUCUCUGCCCGUGGAACUGUUCCAGAAGUACGAUACGCCGGUGGACAUUAUUGUGACCCCCACCGAGGUUAUUCGUGUCGCCAAGCGUUUGCCGCGCCCCAAUGGCGUCUUCUGGGAGCUGUUGUCCGAGCGUCGCCUUAAAAUCUUGCCUGUUCUGCAGCAGCUUAAGGAACGCGAGGAAAAGGCGGGCAAGUCAAUAGCCUUGAAAGAGGAGGACACCGACGUGGAGCAGCAUCAAAACAAUAGGCGCCGCCGUGGGCCCGUGCGUCGUCGCUUCCAACGAGGAAACCCAGGACGCACCACCUCGCAGACUGACAACGAACAUCAGGGCGAAGCCGCACAGAAACGCACGCCGCGCCGUAAGGGUCGUGUUGUCAAUCGCCGCAGACGUACAACCAAGUCUGAGGGCGAACAGUCUGGAGUGGAGGGAGGUGCCAAGAGUGAGGAUCGUAAGUUUGAUGAGGGUGCCGCUGGCGAGCGUCGUCCCAAGAAGAACAAGAAUCGCGGACCGCGUGAUUUCUGCAUUAAAUUGACAAAUUUGACACGCGACAUUCGCGUCAAGGACCUGAAAUCUGAGCUCCGCAAACGUGAAUGCAAUCCGAUGUCGAUUACAUGGAAGGGUCACUUUGGCAAGUGCUUCUUGCAUUUUGGAAACCGCAACGGUACGCCCAGCACCCAGGACGACGUUGACAAGGUGUUGAAGUCACUGAACGAUCUCUCCCUGACCAUCACCACCGGUGGCGAGUCGACACCGGCUGCCGCUGCUGCCACUGCCGCCGGCACUGAGGGUGAAGUCGUCGUGAAAUCGGAGCCAGCAGAGUCGACGGCGCCAGUGCAGACCAAGACGAUCAACGUCAAUGUCGAGCUGGUCAAGUUUGGCGCUAAGAAGAAUGCAAACUCCACUGGCGUCAAUGCUGGUGCUGAGGAAGGAAACGCUGCCGGUGAUGCGCAAAACGGAGGUGAGGCCGAUGCCAUUGGUGGCGGAGACGUGGGCGGUGGCGCACGCAUCGAAUCUGUGGACACAACCACAGUAUAGUAUGACUCCGCUUUUGGCGUAGCCACUGAACGGUUGCGGCGGAUCUCCGCCGGCAGCGAAACGUUUGGAGUUCAACGAAAAAAAGUAACAUUUUGUUUAGAGAAAAUCGAAAAAUAUCAAACAAAAAAUGAAUAGAAAACGAACUCCGGACACAACAAACACACACAACUCACACUCAACAUACAACAUGCAACACAUCAUAACAUACAAACUAAACACAUGCUCAUAAGUUGCAGCUUGUAGUUUCUUCUUCUCCUUCAUUAUUCUAACAAGCUAAAAAAGAGCAAAAGCAACUAUUUCUAAUCUGAACACACACAGACCAUUGACGCUUUUUCAAAACAAUUGCAUUUGUUUUUGCCUGAGAAAAACAAAGCGAGAGUUCGUUUUCAACUUAAUUGAAAUGAUUGCAGAAAUACUCGUUCCACAAAUGCAAAGUGGAACAUCAUUUCUAUCUACAGCAUAAAUAACACUUUAACACUUAACUUUUCGCGGCUUUUCAUAGUCCCGAGUGAUGAGUUAUUAGGGACCCUUUCCUAAAUACUUUUCAUUUUGAUUUCACACUUACCUCGGCACCAAGAUCAAGUGCUCCGUUCCUGUCAUGCAGUUGAGCUGCAGCUGAUAAGGCGGCAAUCCCGGGUAGAGUUCGUGUAUUAUUCGUAAACUGUAAUAUUAGUCGCAAAAGCCCAAAUAAAUACGAAGAAGAAUUGUGAAUACGACAAAAUGAAUUAACACACUAUUAACACGUUGCAUUUUCGCUGAGAGAAUUAUACAAAAAAGAAAGGAUCGUAGUUUGGUUCGAGUUGCCCCACAUUCACCGCAAACACCAAUACACCCUUUAACAAUUAUAUUUUAACAAAAGAUCAACAGAAUCGUGAAAUCAACAACAUUAUACAAUGCAGAACAUAAUUAUUUACUCUUUUUUAUACAAAGAAAAGGCAUUACAAACAAAAAAUGUGAAACAUGAAUGAAAUAUAACUUGAAAUAAAAACUUCAAAAAAAAAUCGAAAA